Molecule: messenger RNA, 2538 nt
Organism: Syngnathus typhle (broad-nosed pipefish)
Lineage: Eukaryota; Metazoa; Chordata; Actinopteri; Syngnathiformes; Syngnathidae
Gene: cdk5rap1
Product: CDK5 regulatory subunit associated protein 1
Biological process (GO): negative regulation of cyclin-dependent protein serine/threonine kinase activity; tRNA modification
Cellular component (GO): cytosol; mitochondrion
Molecular function (GO): 4 iron, 4 sulfur cluster binding; tRNA-2-methylthio-N(6)-dimethylallyladenosine(37) synthase activity
Source: RefSeq, a predicted model, not a curated record
UCACUCGACGGACCGCAAUUGAAGACGGACUGCAGGGGGAAACAUUUACCCGACAUGACAUCCCAGACUGCAAGAGACUUCUGCAAGGUUUAUCUCUGCAUUGUUGUUAACAGCCCACCAUUGAGCGAUCGGGCUUGCAUUUUGUGAAAUGAGCAUAGCUAGUAAGGUAACCAACUAAACAUGAAACAACUUUGGAAUUUAACUCAACUGUUGUUAACUCAACCCAAAUGUCGGAUACCUGUCAGGUGUUUGCAAGUCAGAUUGUGCUGUAAAUCAAACAGCAGUGUAAUUAGUGUACGUGAAAAACAAAGAAGAUCGGAUCAUUUUAAGACUGAAAUAUCCUCAGGUCCAAAUUUUCACGAUUUCAUCCGAGGACUUACUGGUAAUAAAAAAACGACUUUAGACAACGAUGUGGAAUACAAACACAAUUAUCUUUCUGCUGACUUGGAGCUGGGGAAUUCACGAAAGGUCUAUUUCGAAACCUACGGAUGUCAAAUGAAUGUAAAUGACACAGAUAUUGCUUGGUCCAUACUACAGAGGAGUGGAUAUCAACGCACGGCACAAUUACGCGAGGCAGAUGUGGUGCUUCUUGUAACUUGCUCUAUCAGAGAAAAAGCCGAACAAACAAUCUGGAACAGAUUACAAGAAUUGACCGCCAUGAAGAAUAGGCGCCAAAAGAGUCGAACACCAAUGAAAAUCGGCAUCUUAGGUUGCAUGGCAGAGAGACUGAAGACGAAGCUUUUGGAACGAGAGAAGCUUGUUGAUGUCCUUGCUGGGCCUGACGCCUACCGGGAUCUUCCUCGCCUGUUGACGGUGGCCGAGGGAGGCCAACAGGCGAGCAAUGUGCUGCUUUCAUUAGAGGAGACCUAUGCUGACAUCAUGCCUGUCCACCACACUGCUCAGGGACACAGUGCCUUUGUGUCCAUCAUGCGGGGUUGUGACAACAUGUGCAGCUAUUGCAUUGUUCCCUUCACCCGGGGCCGCGAAAGGAGUCGACCUGCCAGCUCCAUCCUUGAGGAAGUCCGCAUCCUCUCCGACCAGGGAGUGAAGGAAGUGACAUUGCUGGGUCAGAAUGUGAACAGCUACAGAGACGCUUCUGAAGAACAGUUCUGCGGUGCGAUUCCGACCAAGCUGAGCCGCGGCUUUAAGACUGUGUACCGCCCAAAACUGGGAGGUAUGCGUUUCUCCGACUUGCUGGACAGAGUGUCACAGGUGGAUCCCAACAUGAGGAUCCGAUUCACAUCACCCCAUCCGAAAGACUUUCCUGAUGAGGUCCUGCAUCUGAUCGCGGAGAGAGAAAACAUUUGCAAACAGAUCCAUCUUCCGGCUCAAAGCGGAAGCGGUCAAGUCUUGAAAGCCAUGCGCCGUGGGUACACCAGAGAGUCAUACCUUGAAUUGGUACAAAACAUCAGGACUAUCAUUCAAGACGUAAGUCUCAGCAGUGACUUCAUCUCGGGCUUUUGUGGCGAGACAGAAGAGGAUCACCAGCAGACCUUGUCUCUCAUCAGAGAAGUAGGCUACAACAUUGGGUUCCUUUUUGCCUAUAGUAUGAGAAAAAAAACACAUGCAUUCCACAACCUUGAAGAUGACGUGCCAGCGGACGUGAAGCAACGCAGACUGCAGGAGUGCAUCAGCGUGUUUAGACAGGAAGCUGCCAGGCUCAACGCCACUCUUAUUGGCAGCACGCAAUUAGUCCUGGUGGAAGGGGAGAGUAAGAGAUCUGCCAAGGAGCUGUGUGGGCGAACGGAUGGCAAUAUGAGGGUGAACUUCCCCCGAGAGGAUGUUGCUGUUGGUCCAGCAGAGUCCAACACGGCUGCAGUCAACGCUGGAGACUACGUGCUAGUGGAGAUCACGUCAGCCAGCUCGCAGAGUUUGCGAGGUCAGGCCUUGUCACAGACGUCCCUCGACCCAGUCAGCACUUCAGUGCAGCAAUUAAGUCGAUGAACAUUUGCCUCGCCGUCCACGUCGAGCAUGUGCCCUUGACUGACACUUUUGACAGCUCAGGAAGCAAACGACAGUAUGUCAAAAUAUCGUCUUUUUGCCAAGGUAUUUCAACCAUCUUUGUCACUUUGGAUCACUGUGUCAAUGUUGAGCCUGCAACGUUACUAAAAUGAACAAAUUCACCAAAUUAUGGUAAAUGUGUUCAAGUGUCUCGAUUAUAAAUCUAUUUGUUUUGUGUUAAUUAAGUUUCUAAAGUUGUGCAGAUGGCGAGUGAAUGGCUCUGAGCUUCUUGUCCCAUUUUAUUUGUGAUUUAUUUAGCAUGUUAUUAAAAUACAACAAAGACGAUUCCCAUGUGAGAGGCACAGACUGUCCCGCACGCUGUUUGGAUGACACAAUGCUGAAGGGGGAAAAAACCCCAACACAUCCCUCAUUUACAUUUCAUUUGCAAAGCAAAGAAAACAUGCAAUAAUUAACUUUGACAAAGAGAAAUUGUCACAAAAGUUUGAAUAAUAAUAUUGGUUUGAUUUGCAGGCUGGAGAUGAGUUUUAGCUCGGAGUCAUUUAAAUGUAAUAUUUGUUGUCAUUGUUCCUCCAUAGA